AUGUCAACGAACAAGUUUUGCCUGGCCUUACUCCAGCUCCUGGUGAGACACAGCAAAGCGGAAAACCUCAAUAAUGUAAGUAAGAAAAUUAGAGAGGUGGCAUCCAUGGGGGCCCAGAUGGUCUGCCUCCCAGAAGACUUCAGCUUUCCGUUCGACACGCGCUACGUCUUGGAGAACGCAGAGCCGAUUCCCGGCGAGACAAGCAAAAUGUUGUCAAGGUGCGCCGAAGAAAACAACGUCUACCUCGUCGGAGGCACAUUGUCAGAGAAGGAGAACGGCAAACUCUAUAAUACCUGCCUUGUGUACGGACCGGACGGUUCGAUGCUGGCCAAGCACCGUAAGCUACACCUAUAUGACAUCGACAUUCCUGGCAAAAUCACCUUCCGGGAGUCCGAUUUCUUCACAGCGGGCAACAAGUUCACCACUUUCGACACUCCAUUCUGCAAAGUGGGUGUCGGGAUAUGCUAUGACCUUCGGUUUGCGCCCUUGGCGCAGAUAUACGCGCAGCUUGGUUGCAAGCUGCUGGUAUAUCCAGCAGCUUUCAACAUGACGACUGGUCCGAUGCUCUCCGAACUGCUCUCUAGGAGUAAAGCGCUUGACAACCAAGUCUACCUGGUGUUAGUGUCGCCUGCGAGGAACGAAACAGCCUCGUACGUGGUUUGGGGACACAGUAUGCUGGUGGAUCCGUCUGGUAAAGUGGUCAAGUCGGCUGGGAUUGGAGAAGAACUUGUGCUUGCUGAGGUGAACUUGGACAAUCUGACUUCAAUUAGGAAUCGCAAUCCUCUGGCCAAACACAGGAGGAACGACCUGUACAAAGUAGUGAGCUGCGAAGACUAUAUAAAAUAG
Molecule: messenger RNA, 846 nt
Organism: Ixodes scapularis (black-legged tick)
Lineage: Eukaryota; Metazoa; Arthropoda; Arachnida; Ixodida; Ixodidae
Product: omega-amidase NIT2-like
Exons: 1
Coding region: 1-846 (281 amino acids)
Biological process (GO): oxaloacetate metabolic process; L-glutamine metabolic process
Cellular component (GO): mitochondrion
Molecular function (GO): omega-amidase activity
Source: RefSeq, a predicted model, not a curated record